Messenger RNA from Caenorhabditis remanei, 342 nucleotides. RefSeq lists its product as uncharacterized. Lineage: Eukaryota; Metazoa; Nematoda; Chromadorea; Rhabditida; Rhabditidae. The transcript has a single exon. The record is from RefSeq and is a predicted model, not a curated record. Bases 1 to 342 code for a protein of 113 amino acids.
AUGCAAACCUUCUUAUUUUGUAUAUUCCUAGUUGUUUUGUCAGCAUCUGAAGUUAGUGGAAUUGUGAGUGAUUCAACUAGACAAGCAGUCCAAGAAGCAUUAUUCGAAGCGUUGAAAACAAUGGAUUUGGUAACAGAACCGUCUGUUUCCGAUGGAUCGAUUGUUGAGUCACAAAUCGCAAACGAAGAUUCAAAGAAGUUGCAGUUCAAUGCUGAAGUUUUGGAGUUGGCAAGUCAAAUUUUGGUGGAAAAAUAUGGAGUUGGGAUUCUGGAAGAUGCGAAUGAAGUACUUCAAGAGAUGACCGCAGUUUCUGAUAGUUCUGAAGAAAGUAACGAUUCUUAG